This is a messenger RNA of Hevea brasiliensis (rubber tree), 1806 nucleotides long. RefSeq names its product cytochrome P450 93B16-like. Gene Ontology annotation, molecular function: heme binding; oxidoreductase activity, acting on paired donors, with incorporation or reduction of molecular oxygen; monooxygenase activity. The record is from RefSeq and is a predicted model, not a curated record. NCBI's taxonomy places the organism in Eukaryota, Viridiplantae, Streptophyta, Magnoliopsida, Malpighiales, Euphorbiaceae. The transcript has 2 exons. Bases 80 to 1645 code for a protein of 521 amino acids.
CUUAUCGUGUUUGGGCAGGUGCUACUUCCAUAUAUAUGUUGUGCAAAGUCGCGAUAGAUUAAGGAAGGCAUUAGUAAAAAUGAUAGUUGAGCUCUUCUCCUCGCUUACCAUCCUCUUGUUUUUGGUUUUCUUCAUAAGGAAACAAUGGUACUACAAGCUUCCUCCAAGCCCAAUGGCCUUGCCGAUUAUUGGUCACCUCCAUCUCCUUGGACCCCUAAUUCACCAUUCCUUUCGUGAGAUCUCAUCUCGCUAUGGUCCUCUGAUUUAUCUCAGGCUUGGUUCUAUAUCAGUUGUUGUAGCUUCCGCCCCAGAACUAGCCAAAGAACUUCUCAAAACGCAUGAACUCACAUUCUCUUCUCGCAAGCAUUCUAUAGCCAUCGACCACCUCACCUAUAACUCCUCUUUCGCCUUCGCUCCUUAUGGACCUUACUGGAAAUUCAUUAAAAAGAUAAGCACUUUCGAGCUCCUAGGAAACCGAAUGCUUACCAAAUUUCUUCCCAUUAGAAAACAAGAACUCCAUCACUUUCUUGGAGGUUUUUACAGCAAAUCCAAAGUUGGUGAAAGUGUUAACAUCACUCAAGAGCUGACAAAAUUAUCUAACAAUAUAAUUUCUCAGAUGAUGUUGAGUAUGAGAUCUUCUGAUACUGACAGUGAAGCUGAGGUUGCCAGAACAGUUGUGCGAGAGGUAACGCAGAUUUUUGGAGAAUUUAACGUAUGUGAUUUUAUAUGGUUUUGCAGAAACAUAGACUUGCAGGGUUUUCGAAAGAGAAUUGAUGAUAUAUAUAGCAAGUAUGAUGGGUUGUUGGAGAAGCUGAUUACUAGCCGUGAGGAGCUGAGGAAGCAGAACAGAAUCAAUGGAGCAGUGCACGAGGCCCAAGAUUUCCUUGAUAUAAUGCUUGAUGUUAUGGAGGAUGAGAAUGCAGAGAUAAGGCUGACAAGAAAUCAUAUUAAAGCCCUGUUUUUGGAUUUCUUCACUGCAGCUACUGAUACAACAGCCAUCGCAAUUGAAUGGGCAUUGGCAGAACUGAUCAACCAGCCUGAAGUUCUUGAGAAAGCUCGUGAGGAAAUUAAUAGGGUUGUGGGAAAUGGCAGGAUUGCUCAGGAGUCAGACAACCCCAAUCUCCCAUAUAUACAGGCCAUUUUAAAAGAAACGUUUAGGCUACACCCACCAAUCCCAAUGGUCGCUAGAAAAUCAAUACAGGAUUGCAAGAUUAAUGGGUACACAAUACCUGCAAAUACUUUACUAUUUGUGAAUAUGUGGUCUAUUGGAAGAGACCCCAAGUAUUGGAAAAACCCUUUACAGUUUCAACCUGAAAGGUUCUUGCAAUCCAAUGAUGAUGAUGGACUCACAAGCUCUAUAGAUAUUAGAGGCCAACAUUAUCUAUUGUUGCCUUUCGGGACUGGGAGGAGAAGCUGCCCUGGUAUUUCUUUGGCCAUGCAAUCUAUGCCUACAACUCUUGCAGUUAUGAUUCAGUGCUUUGAUUGGAAGGUUGUUAAUCCCCCUGGAAUGGAGAUUAAAACUGGUAAUAGUGUUCUUGAUAUGACUGAACGGCCUGGAUUGACUGCUCCAAGAAUCCGUGAUCUUGUGUGCAUUCCGGUUCCUCGUUUACCUGCUCAAGUUCUUGAUCCAAUUUGUGCCAAUUAAUGGGACAUUUUGUGUUUUAUCUAUAUUUUUUUUUAAUUUUUAUCUAUUCACAAUGAUUUUGUUUUUUCUGUUUGGAUUACUGUGAUUUUUUUUUCGAUUAUUAUUACUAUUAUCAUUCAAUAAGAUUAAAAAUCCAAGGUAUUAUAAUCGAAUGCUGUGAC